CAAAAGAAUCGGAGCAAAGAUGGAUUCCUAAGAAAUUUUUAUACAAAGCAGUCAUUCGACUUUGGAUUUUCUUCGCUAAAAUUUCCUUGAAACGUUCGAGAUUAUUCUUAUAUGACCAACUCUGCCGUGUGAACGAUGAUCGUGCAGGAGCCAGUACAGGCAGCCAUAUGGCAUUGUUUAAACCAUUAUGCUUAUCCGGAUGCUAUAUUCCUAGCAGAGAGAUUGUGUGCAGAAGUUGACACGGAAGAAACAUUAUUCCUUUUGGCAACUUGUUAUUAUCGAUCGGGACGAGUUAGACAAGCAUAUUCAUUACUAUCAAAAAAAGCACCAAAUUCUGCACAAUGCAGAUUCCUUUUAGCCAAAUGUUGUUACGAUUUAGAAAAAUACGCAGAGGCAGAAGCAGCUAUAAUUGGUGGAUACUACAAGCAGAUGAAGAAUUUGGAAGAGGUAGCUACUCAAUUUGGGGAGCAUGCUUGCUUCUCGCUUCAGAUUAUAGCUAAAAUUUAUUACAAAAUGAUGCGUACAUCGAAAGGGAAUGAUGCGCAUAAACUGGCUUUGAAGUUAAACCCGUUUCUCUGGCAUUCAUUUGAAGAGUUGUGUAAUGUCGGCGAAGUGGUGGAUCCCACAAAAAUAUUUCAAUUAGAUAAGUUAGACAAUUUUGCGAUGUGCCAUGGCAGCACUCCCACCCCGACUUACACAGUUGAGUCCGAUCUCAUUGUACCUACGAAUAAUUCAAACGGCACACCUACUACGAAUGGCACGAAUAUUACCCCUGCACAAAUCACGACGACAUCGACCAUAAUGAAUGGUAUGGGACCUGGUAUUCGGUUGUAUUCCUCGGUAGACGAAAGUCCACAGAAUUUGCCUACGCAUUAUAGUAAUUGUUCUUCGAUAUCACCAAGAGCUAAACUUCCACGGUAUCGUAGUAUGUUCAAUAAUACAAUGAGCCCUCUUACUCCAAGCUUUGGUAUUUUACCAUUGGAAAGCAAUACACCUGAACCGACAGUUUUACCUUCGCAUACUACUCUUACAGAAGCUAACGAUCAGAAGAGUUUAGCGAAACGCGUCAGUAGCUUGAGGGCUCACGUAGGGCAAGGAAAACCGGUAUUUUCGCAAUCGGGAAAUACGAGUAAUAGCGCUAAUAUCGUAACAGUUACACCUACCACUCCAACACCUGCACCACCAACGCUGCAAGGUACAAACGUUAGACGUUCGUCGAGGCUCUUUAGCCAUAGCUACUCGGUCAAGGAAAACAAUAAAUCUCCGAAUAGAAAUAAAUUUGCUACCCCUAAAUCUCCAUCGCGGAAGACGAAAACUCGGCUCUCCAAGACGAAUUUGAAUAAAGCUAAUUUUAACGAGUUAAAUGAGAGAAAUAGAAACGAGAAAGAGAAAAGUGAAACGAUCACGUCCGAAAAAGCUGUAGCUUGCGUAAACGCAUUGAACAACCAAAGUAAUGUUAACGUUUCUGCGAUAAUACUUCAGAAACAAUGCGCAGAAGGUUUAAUGUCGCUGCUGCAGAAAUUAGGGUUGGCAUAUCAAUUUUUAAAUCAAUACAAAUGUACCCAAGCUAUUGAAAUACUAAGUGGUCUUCCGGUACAUCAUUACAACACAGGAUGGGUAUUAUCCAUGUUGGCUCGUGCGCAUUUUGAAAUGGUAGAUUAUAAGAAAGCUGCUAGUUUUUUCGCUGAAGUGAGACAGUUGGAACCACAGAGGACGGAACUUAUGGAAAUUUAUAGUACAGUUUUAUGGCAUUUACACGCUGAAGUACAGCUCUCGACUCUCGCACAGGAACUCGUUUCCGAAGAUCGUAACUCGCCGGCUGCAUGGUGCGCUACUGGAAACCUGUUCUCAGCGCAAACUGAACACGAAACGGCGAUCAAAUUCUUUCAAAGAGCUAUUCAAGUAGAUCCUAAUUUUCCAUAUGCCUAUACACUCCUUGGUCACGAAUAUGUCCUGACAGAGGAAUUGGAUAAGGCAAUUACUGCAUUUCGUAACGCCAUCAGACUAGAUUCUAGACAUUAUAAUGCAUGGUUUGGAUUAGGAACAAUAUUUUCCAAACAGGAGCAAUAUAGCCUCGCAGAAUUGCAUUUUCAACGUGCUUUACAAAUAAAUCCACAUAAUUCAGCGAUAAUGUGUCACAUCGGUGUCGUGCAACAUGCAUUGAAGAAAACUGAUCAAGCUUUAAACACUUUGAACACUGCUAUCACGAAUGACCCUGAUAAUAAAUUGUGUAAAUUCCAUCGCGCGAGUAUUAACUUUUCGAUUGGACGGCAUGCGGAAGCGCUUAGGGAAUUCGAAGAAUUGAAAAAUAUUGUACCCAAAGAAUCUCUAGUCUAUUAUUCGAUAGGAAAAGUACAUAAAAAACUGGGUAACACCGAUCUUGCACUAAUGUACUUUAGUUGGGCGACAGACUUAGAUCCAAAGGGUGUUAACAGCCAAAUUAAAGAAGCUAUAUUGAGUCCAGGUCAGGGAGACGAAGAAUCUCCUGCGACUCAGUCUGAUGAACAGCAGAUGCAGAAUAAUUCGAUGGAACAAGAAAUCGAAACGAAUAGAGAAGGAAGUGCCGCGGGCUUGGCCUCAAACGUCUCGGUCGAAGCUCACGCUGAUGACAGCGACGAUAGUUUAUGAAGAUACCCUAUUGUCUGCAAGAUUGCUAUAAAAUGAUUACUGCGCGUGUUGCUAUUUAACUUUUGUAUUGAUCGGCACGAUCAAUUUUUUCAAUUAACUUAGCUCGUUACGAAUUCAUACUUUCGUGCACUCGUCAUGUGAGAGCAGUGCUCGGACGUGUACAUCUAUCAGUUUCUUAACAUAGUUGCUUGCUCUCCCAUUUCGGGGAACUAAAACGAGAAAUUGUGUCUCUUUAAUUCUUUGGAUCGUAGCCCAAUUCAUUUUUUAAUUGUGUCCAUCGAAAGGAAUGAUUUUCGAACGAUCAAGACAUUCUCCAAAAGGAUAGAGAAGGAGAAUACAUACGUAUAUAUAUAUAUAUAAUAAGAGAAUGAUAUAAAUUCCGCAAUAUCUUCUUCAUCGGUUUUGUACAUUACGCGUUUCACUGUAUAUUUUUUACAAUUACUUCUCUUACUUUUAUACAUACAUAUGUUCGAGUGUUUAAUCACUUUUGUUAAGGAUUUACGGUUGAGUACAGACUGUAUCGAGUUGAGUUUAUGAGCGAGUGUAAACGUAAGCAUGCCCGUAAAUAGAUAGGAAAGAUAAUUAAUUAACUGAGUAAAAUAAGUAUAUAAGAGGAAGUGUAAAUGUAAAUUAUUAUUAUUAAUUAUUAUUAUUAUUAUUACUAUAUUAUCAAUAUUAUUACCGUUAGCGUACUAUUAUUCGUACAACUAUCAUUGCUAAUUUAGUAAUCACAAACGAACAGAAGAAGAAAAGGAAGGAAAAUGAAAAACAAUAUUUUUGGCCACGUGUUCGUGGUUGUUGGACGAUCGUGCAAUCCUCGUCGUGAAUGAUAGUCAUCAGUGGAUCGGUCCUUUCGUGCUCGAAGUAUCCGAAGAAGGGAUACGGACGAUUUCAAUUAUCCGAAUUCGGGCGAAUCGAAAUUUAUCCGUGAACGCGAGGUAAUCUUGAAAAGGUCUGUCUCGUAUAUUCAUCAACGAAAAAACUCGGUUAUUGUUCUGAAUAAAUUGUACGUACUAUGAUCACGAGCUCGCCGCACAGUGCAGUAUUAAUUUUUUCAUUCCGACGUGCCUUAAAUACUGUCCAACACACUAUAAAUUUUCUUGCUUGCAUCACUGCGGGUUCGAUUCGACUCGUCUUCAUUAUCUCGGCCAAACGUAUUACCAUGCAUUGUUAUACACUUACAUACUUUGAUGCACGUCGCAUGAUCUUAUUAACGAUUGUUUUAUUCAGAACGAUAAACUGGGUGGAUUCGAUACGAAUCGUUGUAAUAGAUCUGUAGGGGCCUUGUUCGAUUACUUAACUAGGUGUAUCGCGACAAGAUUCUCUUUAUCACGAUUAAUGAUUACGCGCCACAACGUUCUCUAAUGUUCGCAAGAAAAAAAAAGUAAAAUUGUGCCCUGUAUUCGGCGUGAUAUAUAAUAAUAUGCGUUAUCGUGUUAUCAGAUUCUACGUAAAGAGAAAGGUAUACAUUCUAAUGAUGGAAAUGAUUUACGAUCUACGUGCUGCAUGAAAUACUGCACGAAACAAGAAAUGUCGUAGCAUUUUAUAUUGUAUACAUUCGAAGGAAAACGAAAGGGGGAGAGAAUGGAAGAAGGAGAAAGGAAGAAAAGAGAAAGAGAGAAAUAAUAGACAUAUUUAGACGAACUGCCGACUGAAAAAUCUGUACAUAUAUAAUAUAUAAGCAUACGUAUAUGUGAUACGGCAUCUCGUCCCUCUUUAUUUUUUGAUUUUGAGCGCUUCCCGAUUGUAUUAAAACCCGCGGAUAUUGUUUGCAAGCAUUUCACAAAAUGAUUGAUUUGCUCACUUUUUGAUCUAUUGCAUGCGAGGGAUUAAUUAUUCAACUGAAUCGAAAGAGAUCGUUUUUCUUUUAUUUGUUAAUCAUGUCUGUGUAAAACGUUUGAGAAUCGCUAUAUACAAGGAAAUAAGGAAGCGAAAUUAUUUAAUCUCUAUAUUUAUUUUUUCUUGUUACAUGAGUUUUAAAAAUCAAUUACAAAAAGAUUUUUCGCAUGCAAGCUUAAACCAAAGAAAACAAUUUUAACUCAUCUAUUAUUGACCGCUUCGACAAAUCUGCGGGUUUCGAAUCGCGGUGCACUUUUCAAUUUCUUUUUGUUCUUCUUGAUCCUAACAAUUUUUCUUCAUCGUUUAAUUAUAGGUAUUUAUUUAUUCAUUCUUUUUUUCGCACCUGAUGAACGAAAGUAACACGGCUCCUGAUACAAAUAAAAAAUUCCUCUCUCGUUAA
Messenger RNA from Ceratina calcarata, 4867 nucleotides. RefSeq names its product cell division cycle protein 27 (gene Cdc27). The coding region runs from base 136 to 2628 and encodes 830 amino acids. Gene Ontology annotation, cellular component: cytoplasm; anaphase-promoting complex. Gene Ontology annotation, biological process: cell division; protein ubiquitination; metaphase/anaphase transition of mitotic cell cycle. NCBI's taxonomy places the organism in Eukaryota, Metazoa, Arthropoda, Insecta, Hymenoptera, Apidae. The record is from RefSeq and is a predicted model, not a curated record. The transcript has 13 exons. Gene Ontology annotation, molecular function: protein binding.